Capronia epimyces CBS 606.96 is the source of this 450-nucleotide messenger RNA. RefSeq lists its product as uncharacterized. Bases 1 to 450 code for a protein of 149 amino acids. The transcript has 2 exons. The record is from RefSeq and is a predicted model, not a curated record. NCBI's taxonomy places the organism in Eukaryota, Fungi, Ascomycota, Eurotiomycetes, Chaetothyriales, Herpotrichiellaceae.
AUGCAGCCGUUUGCGCGUCUAGCUACUAGAGCUCCUCAUCUUCCCCGGCAAAUCCCUGUGCUCCGCUACUCUGCUCAACCGGCAAGAUUCGCACAUUCGUCCUAUGGUAAUGAGCAGUCGGGGAUGCAACAGGGCACACAUGACAAAAACCCAAAGUCCCAUCUGGAACACCCUGGGCCAGAAGCCCCGGCCAGCAAAGGGACCGCCACCUCGUCCUCAUCCACGAAUUCCCAAUCUCAAUCAAAGAAGUCCGACACUUCGAGCCAGGACGCAACGCCUGCUAUCCACCGUCCGAAGUCUGCUGCCGAAAAGGACAACCCGGAAGUGAGGAAGCACAACGAAGAGAUGGAGCAGAGAAGUGACAGAACUCCAAAUCAACUGAGUGAGGAAGACAACAAGGUGGAUAAGAGGUACUGGAAAGGUGACGUUGGUCCUAAAGAUGGAAAGUGA